UAAUAAUAUAGCUGCUAUUGAUACAUUUAACAAUUUUCAAAUACACUGUAUACUUCAGUAUGUACCUGUGUACAUCACUUUUAUGGCAAAGGUUAAAUAGUUCAAAAAUACAUUUAUAAAUUUCUAGUUGAGGAUAGGGUUGUAUUAAUAAUACAAACAAUGCAUUAACUACAUAUGCAUUUAAAAAAUCUUCAUUGAAAAUAGCAGCAAUGUUAUGACAGGAAUGAAAACAAACAAAAUAUAUUUUUUAAAGUGUUUAAGGCUUAAUCUUUCAAAACAUUUAAUUAUGUCAAUAUUACUUGGUCAUUAAAACAGCUGUGAUAUUUUGACUUCUUUUUCCCAUUCACCUGAUGAAUGCCUUUGGUGUGGAUUUCUGUUUGUCAGUAAUGACUCAGGUAUCAAAAGAUAAGGGAAAUGUCUUUUUAGUGCUAUUUUAAGAAGAUAUCUUAAAAAGGAACCCUAUAAAUCUGAAUUACCAACUUGCCAGAAGGUGGCAAUGACUGGGUUUUUGACUCAUUGCAUGAUUAGUGUACCAGGAAUCUAUCUUACCUACCUACAUGUGAAGGGGAAAAGAUGAAAAAAAGCCCUCCAGCUUUUUCUUGAACAGGACCAUUUUAUCCUCUUAGAAACACAUACGCACAUUCCUCUUUGAUACACUGACAAUCCUUUGAAAAAGGGUAUCUGAGCUCUGAAGCCUACAUGCUGAGACAGCCAUAAUAUCAAAAAGAAAUUUUCAUCUCAAGACCAUUAAAUGUGUAUCUCAAAACUUUUUAUUCAAGGUUGUUUCCAGUCUGACACUAAUUCCUUACAAGGGUGGCCCACCCAGAUUCCUGUCCACUAACCCGCCGAGCCUCAUAUUCUUCUAAGUAGAAGUGGGCUGGGCCACCGACGUUCAGUGAUGGUGAAUCUGGACACGUUUGUGUGUUUGGUGGCUUCCAUCCUGGUUACAAAGUAGGAGCCUGGUCUAUUUUUAGGCUACAGUGAAAAUUUCCUUUCCUUGGAGACUGAAUUUUCCAAAACUAUCGAAGUAGAAAUGUGGUAGCAGGGGAGAAAAACCCAGCAUGACUACGUGAUCUCAGGCCAAAUGGUAGAGGAAAACCAGCCACUUGUGUCUCAUUAGUAGGACAUUUCAGUAGAAAUACUUGGGUGUCAUUGUUUUUUUUACACAUUUGUGGCAUUUGACAAAGGAACUAGGUUUUCGUAAGGGUAAGAUGCCAAGGAAACUGUUGAUACAAAUAGAAAAGCAGUUUGACGGUGUUGUUCCUCCGAGGAAACUGAGAUGCAGAUUUAGCAAGGGAAAGCGCUAUGAGAUCAUCUUUCAGAUGUCAAUGCAGAAUGAAGGCAACACUGGGUUUGUAGUGAUUAUUUAAGACAUUGUGGAGAUUUCUUUAGGACCUGGCCAUUUACCUCAAAAGCAACACAACUUUAAGAUUAAAAUGGAUCAUUUUGAAACAGCCUCCAGUUAAUAUUUAGUUUGAACAUAAAAUUUAAAUAGUCAAGGGGAAAAAAAAACAGACUUCCCAGCAACAGUUCUGGCUACUGAAAGGGUAGCACCAGGAUAAUCUGUAGAACUAGGUCUUUUUUUCUCUCCUUAAAAUAGUUUUGCUUCUUGAGCUGCAUUCCCUGGGAAAAGGGCAGUGAAUUACAUUAAAGGGCACAUUCCCACUGGAGUUUUCUGCCUCUUAGGGCCAAGGUCUCCCAACCCCUGGACAGACUUUUCACUCUUCUACACCAGAGGGUACAUCAUAGCAGCUCGUGGUGAUGUGUGAAAACCAGAGACCAGCAUGCCUGAGGGAGGUGAUGAGCUGACAGGCUGACAGAAACCAUUCCCUUCACAUUUCAAUCUCGGUUUUCCUGCAAAGCCACUGGGUGAGAGCCCAACCUUGUGUAGGUGGUGAGCACAGGAGGGAAGACAGCAAAGGACAGGUUGAGAAGAACAGACGGUGUAGUUUUCAGAAUUCUAAACCUUAAAAAAAUUACUAUAACCUGUUUGCAGUGACAUGAUACAGCUGCGAAAACCUAUGUAAUGCUGAAAUGUUACUGAGGGAAUGGUUUCUAGGUUUUAAAAAAUAACAAGGAGAAAAGUUCACGAGCAGGAUAUUUACUUAUUUUUAAAAGUUGACCUGCUAGUACACAUCUGGGGAUUCGCCAUGCUUCGAGCCUUCGUGCAGCCCGCCACACCUGCCUACCAGCCGCUUCCUAGUCACUCACCUGCCGAAACAGAGGUGACAUUUAAGGGCACUGUGGUGCAUGAAGCCCAACUCAACUGUUUCUACAUCCCUCCUGGAGGUUCCAACUAUGGGAGCCCACGCCCAGCUCACGCCAACAUGAACGCCAACGCAGCUGCGGGGCUCGCACCCGAGCACAUCCCCACACCGGGGGCAGCUCUGUCCUGGCAGGCAGCCAUUGAUGCAGCCCGGCAGGCCAAGCUGAUGGGUAGCGCUGGCAAUGCGACCAUCUCCACAGUUAGCUCCACGCAGCGGAAACGGCAGCAGUACGGGAAGCCCAAGAAGCAGGGCAGCACCCCCGCCACGCGCCCGCCCCGCGCCCUGCUCUGCCUGACCCUGCGGAACCCCCUCCGGCGGGCGUGCAUCAGCAUCGUGGAGUGGAAACCAUUUGAAAUAAUUAUUUUACUGACUAUUUUUGCCAAUUGUGUGGCCUUAGCGAUCUAUAUUCCCUUCCCAGAAGAUGACUCCAACGCUACUAAUUCCAACCUGGAACGAGUGGAAUAUCUCUUUCUCAUAAUUUUUACUGUGGAAGCAUUUUUAAAAGUAAUAGCCUAUGGACUUCUCUUUCACCCCAAUGCUUACCUCCGCAAUGGCUGGAACUUACUAGAUUUUAUAAUUGUGGUUGUAGGGCUUUUUAGUGCAAUUUUAGAACAGGCAACCAAAGCCGACGGGGCCAAUGCCCUAGGAGGGAAAGGGGCUGGAUUCGAUGUGAAGGCACUGAGGGCCUUCCGCGUGCUGCGCCCCUUGCGGCUGGUGUCCGGAGUCCCGAGUCUCCAGGUGGUCCUGAACUCCAUCAUCAAGGCCAUGGUGCCCCUGCUGCAUAUUGCCCUGCUCGUACUGUUUGUCAUCAUCAUCUACGCCAUCAUCGGCCUGGAGCUUUUCAUGGGGAAGAUGCACAAGACCUGCUACAGCCAGGAGGGCAUAGCAGAUGUCCCAGCGGAAGACGACCCUUCACCGUGCGCGCUGGAGACCGGCCAUGGGCGGCAGUGCCAGAACGGCACGGUGUGCAGGCCCGGGUGGGACGGGCCCAAGCAUGGCAUCACCAACUUCGACAACUUUGCCUUCGCCAUGCUGACCGUGUUCCAGUGCAUCACCAUGGAGGGCUGGACCGACGUGCUGUACUGGAUGCAGGACGCCAUGGGCUAUGAGUUACCCUGGGUGUAUUUUGUCAGUCUGGUCAUCUUUGGAUCCUUUUUCGUUCUAAAUCUGGUUCUCGGUGUGCUGAGCGGGGAGUUUUCCAAAGAGAGGGAGAAGGCCAAGGCGCGGGGAGAUUUCCAGAAGUUGCGAGAGAAGCAGCAGCUGGAGGAGGACCUCAAAGGCUACCUGGACUGGAUCACUCAGGCAGAGGACAUCGAGCCUGAGAAUGAGGAUGAGGGCGUGGAGGAGGAGAAGCCGCGCAACAUGAGCAUGCCCACGAGUGAGACUGAGUCUGUCAACACCGAAAACGUGGCUGGAGGGGACAUCGAGGGAGAAAACUGUGGGGCCAGGCUGGCCCACCGGAUCUCCAAAUCGAAGUUCAGCCGCUACUGGCGCCGGUGGAACCGAUUCUGCAGGAGAAAGUGCCGCGCAGCAGUCAAGUCCAACAUCUUCUACUGGCUUGUGAUCUUCCUGGUGUUCCUCAACACACUCACCAUUGCCUCGGAGCACUACAACCAGCCCCACUGGCUCACGGAGGUCCAAGACACGGCCAACAAGGCCCUGUUGGCCCUUUUCACGGCGGAGAUGCUGCUGAAAAUGUACAGCCUGGGCCUGCAGGCCUACUUUGUGUCCCUGUUCAACCGCUUUGACUGCUUCAUUGUGUGUGGCGGUAUCCUGGAGACCAUCCUGGUGGAGACCAAGAUCAUGUCUCCCUUGGGCAUCUCUGUGCUGCGGUGCGUCCGGCUCCUGAGGAUAUUCAAGAUCACAAGGUACUGGAACUCCUUAAGCAACCUGGUGGCAUCCUUGCUGAAUUCCGUUCGUUCCAUUGCCUCCCUGCUGCUGCUCCUCUUCCUCUUCAUCAUCAUCUUCUCCCUCUUGGGGAUGCAGCUCUUUGGAGGAAAGUUCAACUUUGAUGAGAUGCAGACCCGGAGGAGCACAUUUGAUAACUUUCCGCAGUCCCUCCUCACCGUGUUUCAGAUCCUGACCGGGGAGGACUGGAAUUCGGUGAUGUAUGAUGGGAUCAUGGCUUAUGGCGGCCCCUCUUUUCCAGGGAUGUUAGUCUGUAUUUACUUCAUCAUCCUCUUCAUCUGUGGAAAUUAUAUCCUACUGAAUGUGUUCUUGGCCAUUGCUGUGGACAAUCUGGCUGAUGCUGAGAGCCUCACAUCCGCUCAGAAGGAGGAAGAAGAAGAGAAGGAGAGGAAGAAGCUGGCCAGGACUGCCAGCCCAGAGAAGAAGCAAGAGGUGGUAGAUAAGCCAGCAGUGGAGGAGACCAAGGAGGAGAAGAUUGAGCUAAAGUCCAUUACAGCUGAUGGAGAGUCCCCGCGCACCACCAAGAUCAACAUGGAUGACCUCCAGCCCAAUGAAAAUGAGGAUAAGAGUCCUUACCCCAACCCAGAAACUACAGGAGAAGAGGAUGAGGAGGAGCCCGAGAUGCCUGUGGGCCCCCGCCCACGACCACUUUCUGAGCUGCACCUUAAGGAGAAGGCAGUGCCCAUGCCAGAAGCCAGUGCAUUUUUCAUCUUUAGCCCCAGCAACAGGUUCCGCCUCCAGUGCCACCGCAUUGUCAAUGACACGAUCUUCACCAACCUGAUCCUCUUCUUCAUUCUGCUCAGCAGCAUCUCCCUGGCUGCUGAGGACCCUGUCCAGCACACCUCCUUCAGGAACCAUAUUCUGUUUUAUUUUGAUAUUGUUUUUACUACCAUUUUCACCAUUGAAAUUGCUCUGAAGAUGACUGCUUAUGGCGCCUUCCUGCACAAGGGCUCUUUCUGCCGAAACUACUUCAACAUCCUGGACCUGCUGGUGGUCAGCGUCUCCCUCAUCUCCUUUGGCAUCCAGUCCAGCGCCAUCAACGUCGUGAAGAUCCUGCGGGUUCUGCGAGUGCUCAGGCCCCUGAGGGCCAUCAACAGGGCCAAGGGACUAAAGCACGUGGUACAGUGUGUGUUCGUCGCUAUCCGGACCAUCGGGAACAUCGUGAUUGUCACCACGCUGCUCCAGUUCAUGUUCGCCUGCAUUGGGGUCCAGCUCUUCAAGGGAAAGCUCUACACCUGUUCAGAUAGCUCCAAACAGACUGAGGCGGAAUGCAAGGGCAACUACAUCACGUACAAGGAUGGGGAGGUUGACCAACCCAUCGUCCAGGCACGCAGCUGGGAGAACAGCAAGUUUGACUUUGACAAUGUUCUGGCAGCCAUGAUGGCCCUCUUCACUGUCUCCACGUUUGAGGGGUGGCCAGAGCUGCUGUACCGCUCCAUCGACUCCCACACAGAGGACAAGGGCCCCAUCUACAACCACCGCGUGGAGAUCUCCAUCUUCUUCAUCAUCUACAUCAUCAUCAUCGCCUUCUUCAUGAUGAACAUCUUCGUGGGCUUUGUCAUCGUCACCUUCCAGGAGCAGGGCGAGCAGGAGUACAAGAACUGCGAGCUGGACAAGAACCAGCGACAGUGUGUGGAAUAUGCCCUCAAGGCCCGGCCUCUGCGGAGGUACAUCCCCAAGAACCAGCACCAGUACAAAGUGUGGUAUGUGGUCAACUCCACCUACUUUGAGUAUCUGAUGUUUGUCCUCAUCCUUCUCAACACCAUCUGCUUAGCCAUGCAGCACUAUGGCCAGAGCUGCCUGUUCAAAAUCGCCAUGAACAUCCUCAACAUGCUCUUCACUGGUCUCUUCACUGUGGAGAUGGUCCUGAAGCUCAUUGCCUUCAAACCCAAGGGUCACUUUAGUGAUCCCUGGAAUGUCUUUGACUUCCUCAUCGUAAUUGGCAGCAUAAUUGACGUCAUUCUCAGUGAGACUAAUCACUAUUUCUGUGAUGCAUGGAAUACAUUUGACGCCCUGAUUGUUGUGGGUAGCAUUGUUGAUAUAGCAAUCACCGAGGUAAACCCAGCUGAACAUACCCAAUGCUCUCCCUUUAUGAACGCAGAGGAGAACUCCCGCAUCUCCAUCACCUUCUUCCGCCUCUUCCGGGUCAUGCGCCUGGUCAAGCUGCUGAGUCGCGGGGAGGGCAUCCGGACCCUGCUGUGGACCUUCAUCAAGUCCUUCCAGGCGCUGCCCUAUGUGGCCCUCCUCAUAGUGAUGCUGUUCUUCAUCUAUGCCGUGAUCGGCAUGCAGGUAUUUGGGAAAAUUGCCCUGAAUGAUACCACAGAGAUCAACCGGAACAACAAUUUUCAGACCUUCCCCCAAGCUGUACUACUACUCUUCAGGUGUGCCACAGGGGAGGCAUGGCAGGACAUCAUGCUGGCCUGCAUGCCAGGGAAGAAGUGUGCCCCAGAGUCAGAGCCCAGCAACAGCACAGAAGGGGAAACGCCCUGUGGCAGCAGCUUCGCCGUCUUCUACUUCAUCAGCUUCUACAUGCUCUGUGCCUUCCUGAUCAUCAACCUCUUUGUGGCUGUCAUCAUGGACAACUUUGACUACCUGACAAGGGACUGGUCAAUCCUUGGUCCCCACCAUCUGGAUGAAUUUAAAAGAAUUUGGGCAGAGUAUGACCCUGAAGCCAAGGGUCGUAUCAAACACCUAGAUGUAGUGACCCUGCUCCGGCGGAUUCAGCCCCCACUGGGUUUCGGGAAGCUGUGCCCUCACCGUGUGGCUUGCAAACGCCUGGUCUCCAUGAACAUGCCUCUGAACAGCGACGGGACAGUUAUGUUCAAUGCCACCCUAUUUGCCCUGGUCCGGACAGCCCUGAGGAUCAAAACAGAAGGGAACCUGGAACAAGCCAAUGAGGAGCUGCGGGCCAUAAUCAAGAAGAUCUGGAAACGGACCAGCAUGAAGCUGCUGGACCAGGUGGUGCCCCCUGCAGGCGAUGAUGAGGUCACGGUUGGCAAGUUUUACGCUACAUUCCUGAUCCAAGAGUACUUCCGGAAAUUCAAGAAGCGCAAAGAGCAGGGCCUUGUGGGCAAGCCCUCCCAGAGAAACGCACUGUCCCUCCAGGCCGGCUUGCGCACACUGCAUGACCUUGGGCCCGAGAUCCGGCGGGCCAUCUCCGGAGAUCUGACAGCCGAGGAGGAGCUGGACAAGGCCAUGAAGGAGGCCGUGUCUGCUGCCUCUGAAGAUGACAUCUUCAGGAGGGCCGGUGGCCUGUUCGGCAACCACGUCAGCUACUACCAAAGUGACGGCCGGAGCGCCUUCCCCCAGACCUUUACCACCCAGCGCCCGCUACACAUCAGCAAGGCAGGCGACAGCCAGGGCACCACCGAGUCACCGUCCCACGAGAGGCUGGUGGACUCCACCUUCACGCCCAGCAGCUACUCCUCCACCGGCUCCAACGCCAACAUCAACAAUGCCAACAACACAGCGCUGGGCCGCCUCCCCCGCCCCACCGGCCCCCCUAGUGCAGUCAGCACCAUGGAGGGCCAUGGGCCUCCCUUGUCUCCUGCUGUCCAGGGGCCAGAGGCAGCAUGGAAGCUCAGCUCUAAGAGGUGUCACUCCCGGGAGAGCCAGAUGGCCAUGGUGUGUAAGGAGGCGGUCUCUCAGGACGAGCCCUGUGACAUGAGGAUGAAUGAGGACACAGAGUAUGGCAGCGAGCCCAGCCUGACCUGCACAGACCUGUUCUCCUACCAGGAUGAUGAAAAUCGACAAUUGACACCCCCUGAGGAGGAUGAGAGGGACACCCGGCAGUCUCCGAAGAGGGGCUUCCUCCGCUCCGCCUCCCUCGGUCGAAGGGCCUCCUUCCACCUGGAAUGUCUGAAGCGACAGAAGAAUCAAGGGGGAGACAUCUCUCAGAAGACAGUCCUGCCCCUGCACCUGGUCCAUCAUCAGGCAUUGGCAGUGGCAGGCCUGAGCCCCCUCCUCCAGAGAAGCCAUUCCCCUACCACGUUCCCCCGGCCGUGCGCCACCCCACCUGCCACGCCCAGUGGCCGAGGCUGGCCCCCGCAGCCCAUCCCGACUCUGCGGCUGGAGGGGGCCGAGUCCAGCGAGAAACUCAACAGCAGCUUCCCGUCCAUCCACUGUGGCUCCUGGUCUGGGGAACCCAUGCGCUGCGAUAGGGGCAGUGGCGCCAUCCGAAGAGCCCGGCCUGUAUCCCUCACCGUGCCCAGCCAGGCCGCAGCCCAGGGCAGGCAGCUCCACGGCAGCGCCAGCAGCCUGGUGGAAGCGGUCUUGAUUUCAGAAGGACUGGGGCAGUUUGCUCAAGAUCCCAAGUUUAUCGAGGUCACAACCCAGGAGCUGGCAGACGCGUGCAACAUGACAAUCGAGGAGAUGGAGAACGCUGCUGACAACAUCCUCAGUGGGGGCGCCCAGCAGAGCCCCAACGGCGCCCUGCUCCCUUUUGUUAACUGCAGGGACCCGGGGCAGGACAGAGCAGGGGGCGGGGAGCACGAGACCUGUGCAGCCCUCCUGGAGCGUGGGAAGAGCGAGGAGGGCGCGCAGGACAGCAGAGCCUUCGCCGGCAGCCUGUAGUCGCCAGGGCUGGGAGACGCUGGUUUUUAGUCGUUUCAGUGUUCCUGAUGGGUUCGUUUCAGAAGUGCCUCGCUGUUCUCGUGACCCGGAGUUAACCGGAACAGCGUCUUCAUUCGUUUCUUUGGGACCAGACGCAGAGCUGGGUGGUGUGGAGAGCCAGCUUUUCGAGGGGAGGAGAAGCAGCGACCCCAGUUUGUGUGCACAGAGGUGGAAUGGUGAGGAGGAGGAGGUGGAGGAGCCAGGGAGGGAGCGCGGAGAGCAGACACUGCCCUCCCGCUGUAUUCCAGGCCCUGCGUGAGGACCCGACAGCCGCCUGGGGCGCAAAGGAGCACCUUGGCUUCCUGCAGUAGCCCUCACCAAAAGGACCCUAUGCCAGACGGGUGUCUUUCAACUCUGCUUGUAAAAAAUCAUUUGCACACAUUCUGUAUGAGCCUCACUGUCUCCAUAGAGCCGGGGUCCUGUGGAUUGCAGAAGGAAGUGGGUCGGCCUGCAGCCGGGACGGUCCCACCCGGAGAGGAUGGAGCUCGCAGCAGGGCGGGGCGGGCGGGCCGCCGCACCCCGGGUCGGGCACCGCGCGCCACCGGGAGCACCCCACCUGCAGCGCUCCAGGCCGCCCGGCCCAGCCCGGCGGGAGCCUGCGCUGCCCCAGGGGUGGGGGCCGCCCGCUCUUGGCUAGAGGAGGUGGUGCUGAGCUUCCGUUGAGCGCCCUUUUGUUUUGUGGUUUGGCAUUUUUCUUAACAGCAUGUUGCAGUUUUGUUUUCUGGUUUUUGGGUUUUUUCUUUUGUUUUCCCAGGGGGAGGGGAGGAGGAAGAGCAUUUACGAAGUUUUGUAGCCACCCACCUUACUGUUUUCACAGAUGUAAUUCGGUUUGGUUUUAUUGUAUUAUUUAAACGGUUGUGCUGUCCUUUACCUAUGGAGAGCUCGGAGAGCCGCUGUAGGAGAGUUUUGCCAGCCAUUGUGUAUGCCCAGUAAUUUGUUAUAAUUUCCAUAGGUAGUAACAAAAAUGUUUUUUGGUUUGGCUUUCUAAGUUAAAAGUAAUCAGCAAUGCACUUGAUAUAGUCUUGCACAUGUGGGUGCUUAAGUCGGGUUCUUUUUAAUGCUGGGUGUACCCGUGGGUGCCAGAGAGAAGCAGCAUGUGUGAGACAGUGUGUGUGUGUGUGUGUGUGUGUGUGUGUGUGUGUGUGUGUGUGUGUGUGUGUGUUGUGUGUGCGUGAAUGUGCACCCAUGCGAAGCGCCCGUGCGUGAAUGACUGCGCGGCUCCCCCUUUUUGGUUAACUGUGGGGAGGUCUGAAUCUGGGGCCAUUUGAAAGCGAAAACAAACCACUGUCUCUGCUUCUGAAACAGGAAUCAGUAACUCUUUGCAUUUUCUGUCCCACAAGAUAUGCAAAAACAAUGCAAUAAUAUUCAUUUUCAAAAUACAAUUGUGAGUUGUGUUGGCAUUAAAACUGUAUUUUAAAAAACAGAAAUUUAAGGGGAAAACUCAAGAAGGCGUUUUGCUUCGAUAUAUUCUGUGUAUUGUUUUAUUGCAUUGAUAAUGUUUCUGUUGAAGAAACCGUUAUACUUGAAUUCAGGUCAGUUUCAGUAUUUUACAAAUAUUUUUUUAAAACUGAAUUGCAAUUGUGCCAAGCGAAUAUAAUGAAUUGAAUUA
Messenger RNA from Manis pentadactyla (Chinese pangolin), 10395 nucleotides. RefSeq names its product calcium voltage-gated channel subunit alpha1 C (gene CACNA1C). The coding region runs from base 2151 to 8747 and encodes 2198 amino acids. The record is from RefSeq and is a predicted model, not a curated record. Gene Ontology annotation, biological process: calcium ion import across plasma membrane. Gene Ontology annotation, molecular function: high voltage-gated calcium channel activity. Lineage: Eukaryota; Metazoa; Chordata; Mammalia; Pholidota; Manidae. Gene Ontology annotation, cellular component: membrane; voltage-gated calcium channel complex. The transcript is spliced from 48 exons.